Messenger RNA from Perca fluviatilis (European perch), 1227 nucleotides. RefSeq names its product keratin, type I cytoskeletal 13-like. Gene Ontology annotation, molecular function: structural molecule activity. The record is from RefSeq and is a predicted model, not a curated record. Lineage: Eukaryota; Metazoa; Chordata; Actinopteri; Perciformes; Percidae. The transcript is spliced from 6 exons. Bases 26 to 1141 code for a protein of 371 amino acids.
GCCGACGACCAGCCGACCCUCAGCCAUGACCACCUUCUCCAGCCGCAGCAGCCUUGUGUCCUCCUCCCCCCGCCGUAUCGGCAGCAUGGGGGCCGGCAGCGUGUACGGAGGAGCCGGAGGGUCGGGAAUCCGUGUCUCCAAGGCCUCCUUCUCCUCCUCCUCCUCCGCCGCCGGUGCUGGCGGCGCCUUCAACCUGGGCGAUGCCGUCGACAUCUCCGACAACAAGAAAGUGGCCAUGCAGAACCUCAACGACCGCCUGGCGUCCUACCUGGACAAGGUGCGCAGCCUGGAGAGGGCCAACGCUGACCUGGAGAUGAAGAUCAGGCAGUUCCUGGAGAGCAAGACGGAACCUGAGGGCCACGACUGGACCGUGUACUAUGUAUCAAAGAUCUGCAGGACCAGGUAUGAGCACGAGCUGGCAAUGUGUCAGUCGGUGGAAGGCGACAUUGCCGGGCUGAAGAAGCUUCUGCAGGAGCUGAACCCGAGCAUUAGGAACCUGGAGAUUCAGGUGGAGGGUCUGAAAGUCGAGCUGAUCCAGUUGAAGAAGAACCAUGAGGAGGACCUGCUGGCUAUGCGGGCCCAGGUGGGAAGCCAUGUGAACGUGGAGAUGGACGCUGCUCCGCAGCAGGACCUGUCCGCCAUCAUGGCCGGAAUCAGAGAACACUACGAGACCCUCGCCAACAGGAACCGCGAAGAGCUGGAGAUCUGGUUCCAAACCAAGUCGGCCGAGCUGAACAAAGAGGUGGCUGUGAGCACCGAGACUCUGCAGACGACAAAGACUGAGAUCUCAGAGCUCAGACUGACUCUUCAGUCUUUGGAGAUCAAACUGCAGUCUGAGAUCAGCAAGAAAGGAGCUGUGGAGGCGAAUGUGGCUGAGACCCACAGCCGCUACGGCAACAUGCUGACAGUUUACCAGAGGCAGGUGGGGGGUCUGGAGGAGCAGCUGUCCCGCCUCAGGGCCGACCUGGGUAACCAGAGGGCCAUGUAUGCCGAGCUGCUGGACAUCAAGACCAGACUGGAGAUGGAGAUCGCCGAGUACAGGAGGCUGCUGGACGGAGAGAGCACCUCCACCAGGACCUCCAGGGUGGUGGUGAUCACGGAGGAAAUGGACGAACAUGGAAACGUGAUCAGCCGCAGUUAGAUGGGAGUAAAACCAGAAUCAGAUGCUGUAACGUUUAAACCGAGUCUGCUUCAGGUUGGUCAAUAAAGAUCAAGUCUCACAUUGUU